Messenger RNA from Penicillium nucicola, 3000 nucleotides. RefSeq names its product glycoside hydrolase family 35 protein. Gene Ontology annotation, molecular function: beta-galactosidase activity. The transcript is spliced from 5 exons. Lineage: Eukaryota; Fungi; Ascomycota; Eurotiomycetes; Eurotiales; Aspergillaceae. Gene Ontology annotation, cellular component: vacuole. The record is from RefSeq and is a predicted model, not a curated record. Gene Ontology annotation, biological process: carbohydrate metabolic process. The annotation marks the transcript as partial.
AUCCGCAGUGACCAGCACUUGUUACAGGAUAUCGUGACAUGGGAUGAAUACUCAAUCUUCAUCCAUGGUGAGCGUGUUCUGUUUCUGUCUGGCGAAUUCCAUCCUUUCCGAUUGCCAUCGCCAGGGCUGUGGCUAGAUGUUUUCCAGAAAAUUAAGGCACUUGGAUUCUCAGGAGUGUCCUUCUACACUUACUGGGGCAUUCUUGAAGGAGAACCUGGAGUCUUUCGCGAUGAAGGGGUCUUUGCCCUAGAAACAUUCUUCGAAGCUGCUUCGCAGGCUGGUAUCUAUUUACUGGCUAGACCAGGUCCUUACAUUAACUCCGAGACCUCUGGUGGUGGCUUCCCUGGCUGGGGUCAACGAGUGCAAGGUCCUAUCCGCUCAAAUGCUUCAGAUUGGCUUGAAGCCACACAGAACUACAUUACUCAUGUUGGCUCGAUAAUUAGCAAGGCGCAGAUCACAAAUGGGGGUCCAAUUGUUCUCGUACAACCAGAGAACGAAUACACCCUCUGUGAUGGGUACGCUACGGGAGCGGACCUCAACCACUGCUUAAAUCCCUACUAUAUGAACGACGUUGAAUCCAUGUGGAGAGCGACUGGUAUAACCGUGCCUUUCAUUUCAAACGAUGCUACACCCGUCGGAGAUUGGGUUCCUGGUUCUGGAAUUGGCGAGGUGAAUAUUUACGGUUUCGACUCCUAUCCAGUUGGAUGGGGAAAUGCCUGCUCUGAUCCUGAAACAUGGGAGCGCUCCCAGGCUUACUUCCCCUCGAACGGGUUCAACCAUACUACUCAUAUGGAAAUGAGUCCUGGCACGCCAAUGGCCAUAGUUGAAUAUCAAGGUGGUGCUUCUGAAGGAUGGGGUGGAGCAGGCAUGCAGAACUGCGCUGCUUUAGUGAAUGAGCAAUUCGAGCGGAUCUAUUACAAAGCUGUUUAUGCCAUGCGAACGACAUUCAUGAACCUUUACAUGGUCUUUGGCGGCACGAACUGGGGAAACAUUGGACACCCAUUAGGUUAUACAUCUUAUGAUGUGGGUGCUGCGAUAUCCGAGGAUCGCCAAGUGACGAGAGAGAAAUACAGCGAGUUGAAGCUUCAGGCAGGUUUUCUUCAGUCGACUCCUUCUUACUUGACUAUGACACCCGAGAACGGUACUUAUGGCGUUUACACCAAUACCAAACACGUUGUGACCACUCGACUCAUUGCAAAAGACUCUCAAGAGGCCUUGUACAUUGUUCGUCAGACCAACUACUCGUCUUUCACCUCGGUUGAAUACACAUGGCACCUGAGAGCCGAAGAGGGGAACAUAGUUGUCCCACAAUUGGGAGGGUCAUUGGCUCUUCAUGGCCGCGACUCAAAGAUUAUGGUAGCAAACUACAAAUUGAGUAAUAUCACUCUGAUUUACAGCUCUGCCGAGAUCGCCACUUGGAGAAAGUCAGAUACGAAAACAGUUCUCGUUCUAUAUGGAGGCGAGAAUGAACUUCACGAGUUUGCCCUGCCUCGUCACUUGGGCUUGCCGACGAAAGUUGAAGGUCAAAGCAUCAAGUCAUCCGCAAAGGGUUCGUCUAUUGUGAUCCAAUGGAAUGUUCAGCGCUCACGUUGUAUUCUUCAUUUUGGGUCAUCACUUGAAAUUCACCUCCUUUGGAGAAAUGAGGCGUAUAAUUACUGGACGAUUGAUUUACCUCGCCCAUCUCCAGUGGAUAACUUCGUUUCCUAUUCUCGACUGUCUUCGACACAUUCCUCCAUUAUCGUCAAGGCUGGCUAUUUGAUGCGCAAUGCCUCCGUGGUUAAUGACAAUUUGAUGCUUUAUGGGGAUGUGAAUGCGACAACAUCGCUUGAGGUCAUUCUAGCACCAAUCAGCAAAAAGGGCAGCAUUUUCUUCAACGAUAGAAAGCUGAGCUCCCUUGCGUAUGGAAAUGGUAGAUGGACUGGAACUAUCAAAUAUUCUCCGCCAUCUAUCGCUCUACCUGACUUGUCUACAUUGGAAUGGCGCUUCGUGGAUUCUUUACCUGAGAUCAGUGCCGACUACAAUGACGCAUUGUGGCCUGUCGCCAAUUACCCGCAAAGCAACAACACAUAUCGCAAGCAGACAACACCAACAUCCCUAUUCGCGAGUGACUACGGCUUCCACAGUGGAUCACUCUUCUAUCGUGGUCAUUUUACCGCGAACGGCAAGGAGACAACCUUAUUUUUGAACACCUCUGGCGGAAACGCAUUCGCCCAGUCCGUUUGGCUCAACGCGACUUACUUGGGCUCCUGGAUUGGCGACCCUGAUCUUCUUUCUUACAACCAAACCUUGGAAUUCCCCAAGAAGCUUGUGAGAGGGCAAAACUAUGUGGUCACUGUUUUGAUUGAUCACAUGGGUCUCACAGAGAACUUCGUGGCAAAUUUGGAAACGAUGAAAGAGCCACGAGGGAUCCUCGAUUAUAGUCUGGGAGGACAUGAUGAUCCUUCCGAUAUUACAUGGAAAUUGACAGGUAAUCUUGGGGGAGAACACUAUCUUGAUAUCAGCCGAGGCCCUAGAAACGAAGGAGCACAUUUCGCAGAGCGCCAGGGAUAUCAUCUUCCCGGUGCUCCGAUCUCCAAGUGGAAGAAGAAAUCUCCAUUCCACGACGGACUGACGGGAGCUGGCGUGGGAUUCUUCGCUACAUCAUUUGAACUGAAUGUACCUGUGGGAUAUGACGUGCCAAUGUCAUUUGUCUUCGCCAAUACAUCGAGCGCAGCCAGUGCUUCGACCCCAGCAGCCUACCGUAUCGAGCUGUUUGUGAAUGGGUGGCAGUAUGGAAAAUACGUGAACAACCUCGGACCACAGACCAAAUAUCCAGUGCCAGAAGGCAUCUUGAACUAUGAAGGUACUAACUAUAUCGCGCUGGUAUUUUGGUCCUUGGAAGACUCAAAGAUGCACCUUGGAAAGCUUUCACUCGUUGUCGAUGGUAUCGUUGAAAGUAGCUAUAGCAAGCCUGCGUUUGUUGAUGAAAUGAAGUUUGCACCAAGAUCAGGAGCAUACUGA